CAUGACAUAUUUUCAUUGUUUGCAGUACGCUUGGCAACUCCGAAUUACUAAUCUCUGAAUAAUUAUUCAUGUUACGUGUACUCAGUUAACAAUAUCACCCAUUCAAGUUAUGGUCGAAUACUUUUUCAGAACCUUUUAAAUGCCUGAUACUAAACUUGAAGAAAAUAUCAUAUCUGAGCAAGUGAAACGCUUGCAGAAAGUCUUAACGUUCCGAACAAUUUCAAAACUAGUCAAGGAAGAGGAAGUCGAAAACGGACUGGCUUGUUUUGACGACCCAAAUCCAUUACACGAAUUGCAUAAGUAUAUACGAGAACAGUUCCCGGAAAUAUUUUCAACCCCAGAAAGAGUUAGCGUUGAGUUAAUUAACGAAGGCAGUUUUCUGAUUCACGUGAAAAAGAACAGCAAUAAGAGUGAAAAAUUGGAUCGAAAUGUAAAUGAGCAAAACGAAACUGUUGAACAAAAUGGUGAAAUUGAGACUGAACAAAAUGGUGAAAUUGAGAGUGAACAGAAAGAGUCCGAUUCGGCUAAUUUGGAUUCGGGCCCAUUUCUGCUAAUUGCUCACAUGGAUGUGGUUCCGACGGUUGAUAAAGAGUGGAAACAUCCGCCUUUUGAGGGAAUAAUUGAGGAUGGCUAUCUCUACGGGCGAGGUGCCUUAGACGAUAAAGGAGCUCUAAUGGCAAUGCUAGAAGCUACCUCGUCGCUAAUUCGAGACGAAAAUUUUGUCUGCAAACGAGAUUUUUACAUUGCUUUAACUCAUGACGAAGAAGUGAAAGGCAAUUUAGGCGCCAAAAAUGUGGCGCCCAAAUUAGAGAAAGUUCUAGAAGGAAAGAAGCUUGAUUUUAUUCUUGAUGAAGGAUUAGUAGUUUUCGAGGAUUUCAGACCGGGAUUUCCUCCUAUCGCGUUUGUCGCAAUUUGCGAGAAAGGUCAUUUAGAUUUGAAGAUAACUGUGAAAACCCCUGCGGGUCAUUCAUCUUUACCUCAGGCAUCAACAGCAGUGACGAAAAUGUGUGAAAUAGUAACGAAGUUGAAUAAGUUCAGUUUUCCGAUUUAUCUGAAGGGAACUCCAAUGCAUGGGUCGCUAAAUGUGCUGUCGCCAUUUUUCUCGGCAGCCCAAAGGACCUUGAUAAACUCAAUAGGUAUGUCUGACACAAUAAUGAAGAAGAUCAUCAGUUCUGAUCGGCUCUCAGCCACUCUGAUGCAGACUACUAAAGUGGUGACUAAGAUAGAAGGAGGAACUUCAGGCAAUGUCAUCCCCUCGGAGUGUUCUGCUAAUGUCAAUUUCAGGUUGCACCCGAACGAUACGUGUGACAGAGUGAUGGAAACUGUGAAGAAGCUGGUAGGGUCAAAUGAGGUCACAAUUGAGAAGAUGGACUCACGGGAUCCUCCGAAGUGCAGCAGCACUGACUCAGUUGCAUAUGAUAGAAUAGUUAAAGCUGUGGGGGAAACAUUUAAAGAGUGCGAGGUCAAGCCUGUGGUUGCUCCGAAUCUCCUGACUGGCCAAACAGACAGCAGACACUUCCAGCACUUAACUAUAGAUACAUACAGAUUCACGCCCUAUUACAUGAAGAGGGCAGACAUACAGUCGAUUCACGGACACAAUGAGAGGAUUGGAAUAGACAAUUACCACCAGGUUAUUGAAUUCUUCACUCGGUUCAUCAGAGAGACUGCUUUCGAGACGAGGAAAGAAGUUUCUAACCAAUGAAAUGAAAAUUCAACUUCAUUUGAGCUUGACUGAGUAUUAUGAUGAAUGCUCUUUUCCUACAUAGUAUUCCGUCUGACUGGAUCCAACUCAAUAAUAUCUAUAUACAUAAUUGCUAAAUUUGAUCGAAUAUUGUUUUAUGUAUUUCAAAAAGCGUUUUGAUCAACUGAAGUUUUAAGUUUCGAAGCUCUGGGUUGGUAAAACCUUACUGCUUCCAUGAAAUCUAAAUGGUGCUUAAUUAGCUGGUUUAUGAUUAUAAUUUCUAGUUUUGU
This is a messenger RNA of Symsagittifera roscoffensis, 1971 nucleotides long. Its product is annotated as N-fatty-acyl-amino acid synthase/hydrolase PM20D1-like. The record is from RefSeq and is a predicted model, not a curated record. Gene Ontology annotation, molecular function: hydrolase activity. Lineage: Eukaryota; Metazoa; Xenacoelomorpha; Acoela; Convolutidae. The coding region runs from base 140 to 1702 and encodes 520 amino acids. The transcript is spliced from 6 exons.